ACCCCCACCACCCGCAUGCAGGGGGCGGGCGAGAUGCACCCCUGAGCAUGGGGGAGAUCCUGGCAGUGCUGGUCACCCGGGCCCGGUUGGAGGCUGAGGAGGCGCAACGGCAGCUGAUUGCCGCCCUGAACGGCCUCGGGGCGGUCAUGAUCAUACAGGGUGACAUAUCCCAGGCGGUGGCCACCUACCGCACCGCACUGCGGGUGAUGGAGGACAAUAAGGCCCACAACGGCAUCGACACGGACCCGCUCCAGCGCCUGCACACACUGCACAACCUCUCCCAGCUGCUGCAGGCGGGGGCAGCAGCAGGAGGGGCGGUGGGAGACCCCACCGCCCCCACCGCCCCUCCCUCCCUCCCCCGCACCCUGCGCGACGCGGGUCUGGAGGCCGCUGCGGGCGCCAUCCGGGACCGCUACCUGGAGCAGAGGAGGAGCAAGAUGAGGGCGGAGGAGCUCACCUAUCGGGAGCAGGUUGCCGCCGCCUCGCCCUUCCACGGGGCUGCGGGCUGGUACCUGGCCGCUAUCGACCUGCUGCAUGCCGCGGGGGCGGGCGGGGCGGCGGAGCAGCACAUCCGGGGGAAGCUGAUGGAGGGCGACACCUAUCGACAAAAGACGGAGGUCAACGCGAGCAGCAUGGCCCACCAGUUCACAUCCCUACUGGGGCUCAAGCUCCUCCUCAACGAGGCUCUUGACUCCAUCGAGGUGCACCGGGGGGAGGCGGUACGGCAGCUGGAGGAGCUGGGGGCGGCGUGCGGGGGCGGCGGGGGGGAGGGGCCGCCGGGGGAGCUGGUGGAGCUGGCGGGACAGUGCGGGCGGUGUCGCAGCGGCCCCUCCCGCGCGCUGGUGUGCGCGCACUGCCGACUGGACGAGAAGCUGAUCGGAUGGGAGGUGCGUGUGUUUGCGCUCUACUCCCGCGCGCUGGCGGCGGGGGGGCGGGUGAGUGCGGAGGAGGCGGCCAGGCGGGCGGCGGCGGCGCUGGUGCGGUGGGCGGGGCGGGGGGGCCUGCACGAGGAGGGAGGCGCGGAGGAGGAGGGAGGAGGCGCGGAGGGGGGAGAAGGAGCGGAGGACGAAGACGGCCGGCGGGGUGCCAACGUCGCCACCGCCAACACCUCCUGGCGCCAGAGCGAGGCGGAGAUGGUGCUGCGGCUGCUGCUGGGGCAGCUGCGGCAGCACUUGAGGCACGCGGCCGACCCACGGGUUGAGGAGCUGGUCAGGGAGGGCAAGGCCCACGUGGAGCGGCUGGCGGCCCAGCGGCGGCUGCUGGUGGCCGCCCGCUCGCUGUCGCUGGCUCAGCGGGCGCUGCUGUACGCGCAUGACGAGCUGGCCAUGGCGCAGGGGCGCAUGCGGCUGGCCAGGGAGGGCGAGCCCAUCGCCCCCCACGAGACCAACCUGAAGCUCCACCCCGCCGCCCUGCCACACAAGAACGUGGAGCUGUCCACCGAGCGGGCGGUGGCGGAGGGGGAGCUGGGCAGGAAGCUGGGGACGCUGAGGUACCUGCGGAAGCUGCAGGCCAUUCAAAACCGCCAACAGCAGCAGCAGGGGCAGCAGCAGCAGCAGGGGCAGCAGCAGCAGCAGGGGCAGCAACAACUCCCAUCAAACGCCCUUCCCUCUGACACCUGUGCCAUCACCACCACCACUGGCGCCACCGCCGCCACCACUGCCAGCAGCCCACCCACGGGAAUUGGCUCCGAGCCCCGCUCCUCCGCCGCUCCUCCUCCCGCCUCCCACCCCCACCUGCCUCCCCACCCCGCCGUCCCCCCGCACCCCCACCGCCAGCCUUCCCCCGCGCCCUCCAACCCGCCCGACCCGGAUCUCGAGGCUGCGGAGGUGUGUCCCAUCUGCCACGAUGUCAUCAGCCUGGGUGGGGGCGACAGUGCCUCCACACCUCAGGCGGCAGCAGCAGCAGCAGCAGGCGGGGGAAGUGCGGGUGGAGGAGGUAGUGGUGGUUGCACUAAUGGAGGUGGGGGUGGUGUCAUCCUGCCGUGCGGCCACCAGCUGCACUCCGAUUGCUGCGAGGCGCUGGUGGCGCGGUCAGUGACCCAUGGGACACCCUACUCGCACCGCCGCAUCAACUGCCCCACCUGCAGGACGCGGGUCCAUGUGGCCGACAUUGCUUACAUCGAUUCCGGCGCCUCCAACCGCCACGACCAACAACAGCAGCAGCAGGAACAGCAGCAGGAGGAGGAGCUGUCUACCCGGGGGGGUGGCGGCGGUGACGGCACCACCGCCGCCACCAGCCCCUGGGCGGGUGAGGCGGCUGUGGCUGUACGAGGCAGUUUCGGAACCAAGAUUGAGGCGGUGGUACGGCGGAUCAAGUUCGUAUUGGCGGGAGAUCCGACAGCCAAGAUGCUGGUGUUCAGCGGUUGGUCCGAGCUGUUAGAGUUGGUUGGGGCGGCGCUGCGAGUGAAUGCGGUGCCGUAUGUGUACGGCAAGGGACGUGGCGGCAUGGCGGCGGCCCUGGCGGCUUUCAAAGACCACCCGGGGGAUGAGGCAGAAGGCAUGGAGAGUCUCGGGGAGGAAGAAGAUGACGAGGAGGAGGUGGAGGACAAGGACGAAGAGGGGGCGCAUGGACAAGCAGGGGAGGACAGGCAGUCUGGGAAGAGCGUUCAUGGCGAGGGAGGGAAGCAGGCUGCUGCUGCUGCUGCCGAGACAUAUGAAGCAGGCAGGGGCGGCGGGACAGGGACUGCUGCAGCUGCAACGGGCGAUGGAUCUGCAACGAGUAAUGUGUCGAAUGUGGCGGGUUUGGGUCCGCCGGCAGCAGCAGCGGCAGUGACCCGCGGGUCAGCGCUGCUCCGCGGCAGGAGCAGCCUGGGGAGUCCGACAUCAGCAGCAGCAGCAGCCCGGCAGCGGCCGCAGGUUGGAGGCGGCAAGCCGCGAGUGCUGAUGCUGCAGUUCAAGCAGGGCGGUGCGGGUCUCAACCUGACGGAGGCCACCCAUGUGGUGCUGCUGGAGCCGCAGCUGGACCCCGGCGUGGAGGCGCAGGCGGUGGGGCGGGUGCACCGCAUCGGACAGACCCGUGGGACACACGUGCACCGCUUCGUGGUGGGGCACAGCGUGGAGGAGCAGGUGUUCAAGCUGGCCUCGGCUCGAGCUCGCGGCAUGGACCUCUCCCGGGCUGCCGUCCGCGCAUCCGGCAGG
Molecule: messenger RNA, 3137 nt
Organism: Astrephomene gubernaculifera
Lineage: Eukaryota; Viridiplantae; Chlorophyta; Chlorophyceae; Chlamydomonadales; Astrephomenaceae
Source: the annotation of a GenBank genome assembly